Theileria orientalis strain Shintoku is the source of this 1173-nucleotide messenger RNA. RefSeq lists its product as hypothetical. NCBI's taxonomy places the organism in Eukaryota, Apicomplexa, Aconoidasida, Piroplasmida, Theileriidae. The coding region runs from base 1 to 1173 and encodes 390 amino acids. The transcript has a single exon. The record is from RefSeq and is a predicted model, not a curated record.
AUGAUUAAUACUACGUUACAAUCCAUUAUAGAUUUUUUUUCAAGAAUUUACAACUGGUUUAAAAAUUUGUUUAAACGAGAAACAAAAGUAAAAACCAGCAAGAAGGCAGAUCUCAAAACCAUAUUGAUAAGAAAAGCUGAUACAAUGGACCCAUUGGAAUUUGAUAGGUCCGAUAAGGGCUCGCAAUCAGAAUCAAUCUCAAAUUAUGAUUUGCCAAGCUACAAAGGCUACAGUUCAGAUACGUCACCUCUUAACAACGAAUUAGACCAAAAAACUAUUUACGAAACAGAUGAGACAGUAUUGGAGAUCGUAGAGGAGCCAGCGUUGGAGUCUGAAGAAGGUGUGUUUGAAGAAUCAGCUGACGAGACUCCAGAACAAACCGAUGAAUUUGCUGACGAAAAAACUGACGAAUCAGAUGAAGUAUUACUCGAGUCAGAAGUUGAAGAAGUAGAUGGUAUCGAGGUUGAUUCAGAUUCAGUGGAAGCUGUCGAUGAUUCCGAGAUAGUUGAGCCUGAAGUCGAUGAUGAGGUUGCUUCGGAGUCAGUGCAAGGUGAAGAAGCGGAUGUUGAAGUCCAUUCGGAGUUAGUGGAAGACGAAGAAGAUGAGGUCGACUCAGACUUAGUGGAAGCAGGAGAAGUGGAUGUGGACAAUCUCACAACGAAAAGCGAGAGCCUGGAAACAGAAGAGCUGACAAUUCCAGUAGUAGAGUCACCAACAAAGGAAAAGAAGCCAAUCACCAGAAAGCUGAAGUGGGAGCCGAAAGCAUCAGUGCCGAAGUACGCAAUAACAAUCAACAGUAAACUUAAAGGAGAAGACCUGCUAAGCCCUAAAAUAACAACAAGAGGAAAGGCAGCAGCACUGGCACAAACACAAAUGGAUAAAAAUAAAUCCAGAGCAAAAGACAACAAGGACCAACUUAAAAAGGAACUGGAAGAAAAAAGAUCAGCAAGCGCACUAGCAAGAUCAAGAAUAGUAGAAGCAGAAAGAGCAAGAGUAGCAGCAGCGAAGCUGAAGAAAGAAGAACAAGCAGAAAAACUGAAGAGAGAAGCCUCCGACAGAUUCCAAAAAGAAAAGGAACUGAAGAUGAGAGAAAGAGCAGAAUACGAAGAGAAAAGACAAGAAAUUAACAGAGCAAGAGUGGAAGCAAUAAGGUCAAGCAAGAUUGCAAUUUAA